AUGCAGACAAAACAUCUCGGUAUCCUGUUCAUCAUACCUGCGAUCCUCGCUAAAGUGGAUAUCAACAUCGUCGCUUCUGAUAACGAAGCAGAACGCGCAGCAGAAGUAGCUGGAAACAUAGUGGACAUCAUCAGCGACGAAGAACGAUCAUCAUUCGGAAUCAGUGAUAACAGUCUCAAAAAUGCCGUGGGAACCUACUUUGGAAAACGGCCUGAUGACGCCUUCGUAAGAAGCCCCACACCCUGGGGUGACCUCUACAAAAGCUACAACUGGGACCAAGUCACAAGAAUCCUCACUCCAGUACGAGCGACCAUCCUCAACGUUACCUCUCAACCUACCAUCGUGAUGAACCAAGUCUUCCACAACAACAGCACCAGAACUGCUACAUUCAAAGCCCAAAUUCAGCAGAAAGUCCAGAAUACCAUUACGUCCAAGUGGGAGAAGGGUGGUGAUUUAACAGUAGGCCAGUCCAUCGAGUAUGGAAUCAAGGUAGAAGCAGUUUCAGUGUCAGGAAAGACUUCUAUGUCUUACAGUUCCCAAUGGGGAAAAUCGGUAUCCAAAGCUGAGGCUGUGAGUGUAGGUUCAGAGUCGGGAGUACAAAUAACUUUAGAACCUAAUCAAGAAGUGAUCGCUGAGCUCUAUGCCACUCGAGGUACUAUGCAAAUAAAGGUGGACUACGAAGCCACUCUUUCUGGAGACACGGCUAUUAAUUAUGGGAGGACGUAUAAGGGUCAUCAUUUCUGGGCACUGGGCAUCAAUGAUGUAAUGAGGGCUGCGGAUAUCAGCACAUCAAUAUCAUCAUCAGAAAUUAUAAGUGUUGGAUACUACACCAGAUCGAAUGUCGUAAUCAGGGAUGGAGGCGUAAUUUUAAAGUCCAUUGAUGUUUAA
Molecule: messenger RNA, 888 nt
Organism: Achroia grisella
Lineage: Eukaryota; Metazoa; Arthropoda; Insecta; Lepidoptera; Pyralidae
Product: spherulin-2A-like
Exons: 1
Coding region: 1-888 (295 amino acids)
Source: RefSeq, a predicted model, not a curated record